Sceloporus undulatus (fence lizard) is the source of this 1055-nucleotide messenger RNA. RefSeq names its product splicing factor 3b subunit 5 (gene SF3B5). The coding region runs from base 91 to 351 and encodes 86 amino acids. The record is from RefSeq and is a predicted model, not a curated record. Gene Ontology annotation, biological process: mRNA splicing, via spliceosome. Gene Ontology annotation, cellular component: precatalytic spliceosome; U2 snRNP. NCBI's taxonomy places the organism in Eukaryota, Metazoa, Chordata, Lepidosauria, Squamata, Phrynosomatidae. The transcript has a single exon.
GUUUACGCGGCUGGUAGGCCUAUCCUCCAUUUUGUGGGACGCUGCUUGGCGGGAAGGUUGCUGUGAAGGCUGCUCCUCUCCUCCUCCGCCAUGACGGACCGGUACACGAUCCACAGCCAGCUGGAGCACCUGCAGUCGAAGUACAUCGGGACGGGGCACGCGGAUACGACCAAGUGGGAGUGGCUGGUCAACCAGCACCGCGACUCCUACUGCUCCUACAUGGGCCACUUCGACCUCCUCAACUACUUCGCCAUCGCCGAGGACGAGAGCAAGGCCCGCGUCCGCUUCAACCUCAUGGAGAAGAUGCUCCAGCCCUGCGGGCCCCCCGCAGACAAGCCCGACGAGGCCUGAGACGCCGGGGACCUGGAAGGGAGGGAGGCGGAGAGAGAGAGAAGGGGAGCCAAGGACCCACAUCGGAUCCCCCCUCACCCCCCGCGCCUGGCUGAAGUGCUCCGUGGAGAAAGUAGACUCCUUUCGCCUUAUGGACCUCCCUGAAGCCUCCGCCCCGAAAUGGAUCCUGAGCAGCCCCUCAGGCCCAGGGAGACCCAGAGGGUGGCUUCCCUUCGGACACUCAAUUUGCUUUGGCUUCAAGGACACUCAGCUUCUUCCUUUGUAGCGUUUGGGGGCAUUUCAGCCCACUUAAUAAAACGCCCCUCCCAGGUGCUUCCUUUUUUCCUCUCACCUGUUUGUCUGGAUGUUGUAAUUCGCCUUGGGCCCCAAAUUGGGAGAAAGGCAGGAUAGAAAUAAAGGAAGAGAGAGGGAGAGAGAUUGAAGCAGCGGGAAGGACCCACUUUGGGGACACCCUCACCCUCUGUGCCUGGCUGAGGAGAGGCAGCUCCCAAGCCCAUCCUGGCAAACAUGAGCUCCCAUUGCCGCCAGACCUCCACUCCAAGGCGAAUCCUGAGCACCUGCCUCUGUCCCUCAGGCCCAAGGAGACCCAGAGGAUGGCUUCCCUUUGGACACAGAAUUGGCUUUGGUUUCAAGGACUCGCAGCUUCUCUUUUGUAGCCCUUUGGAGGCAUUUCAGCCCACUUAAUAAAACGCCCAUCCCAGGUG